AAUAGCAAAGCUGUGUCGGCGCAAUUGGAAGUCUAUGACUAUAAUGUUGUAGCUAACAUUUUGUGUCGGCUAAAUCAUCUACACCUUUGUAGACUUCCCAAGACUAAACUAUGCAGCGGUGUUCUGCCUAACAGCAGCAGCAAUUCGACGAAGAGAACACAGAUUGGGGAGGUGCUGCUUUGCAGCAAGAGAGGAAGACUUGUAGAGAUCCGUCUAUAGCGGAGGACCAAAAAAUGACUGGGUUGGUGUUGUGACAUGUACAGUAUUUGCCAUGGCGAGGGGUCUGCUUGUAUGGGCCUGGCUGAAAAAGCCCUUCUAUGUACAGGUGCGUUUCUCCUACCUGCGCAUGAAGUACCUCUUCUUUUCCUGGCUGGCAGUGUUUGUCGGCAGCUGGGUGGUGUACGUGCGGUACUCAUCUUACACGGAACUGUGCCAAGGACAGAAGUGCAAGGACACUAUUUGUGACAAAUAUAGGAAGGGGGUAAUCGAUGGCUCAGCCUGCAGUAGCCUCUGUGAUAAGGACACGCUUUACCUGGGGAAAUGCCUGUCUGCCAAGCCCAACAACCAGGUGUAUACCAGCAUCUGGGGGGAUCUAGAGGGAGUCGUUAAGUGCCAGGUGGAGGAGCUGGUGCACUAUGGCCUGGGAACAGAAAUGGAGCCCAGGAAAGAGGCUGUGCUCUUCAAUAAGCCCACAAAGGGAACCUCCAUGGAGAAGUUCAAAGAGAUGGUCCUCAGUCACCUGAAGGCAAAGGUGGGCGAGCAGGCAAAUCUGCUGGACCUGGUGACUCUGGUGCUGUCAAUGGCCGACAGCAACAAGGAUGGACACAUAUCGCUGCCCGAGGCCAAGUCUACCUGGGCCCUGAUGCAGCUCAAUGAGUUCCUCCUGAUGGUUGUGCUGCAGGACAAGGAGCACACGCCCAAGCUGCUUGGCUUCUGUGGGGACCUGUACGUGACAGAGAAGGUGCAGUACACCUCCCUGUAUGGGAUCACCGUCCCGUGGCUGAUGGAGCUCUGGAUCCCCUCUGGAGUACGCCGCAGCAUGGACCAGUGGUUCACCCCCUCGUGGCCUCGCAAGGCCAAGAUCUCCAUUGGCUUGCUGGAGUUCGUGGAGGACAUCUUCCACAGCACUUUUGGCAACUUCCUCAUGUGUGACAUGAGCGCCCGCUCCUUCGGCUACAAUGACAAGCACGACCUGAAGAUGGUGGACAUGCGCAAGAUUGUGCCGGAGGCCACCUUCAGGGAGACUAUGCGCGACCGCCACUGUGAGACUGACAAAGACUGCGUCUACGGCACUGACUGUUUGACGUCCUGUGAUGUCACCAAGAGACGCUGCACACCGGAGGCCAUCCGGCCAAACCUCGCCAAGGCCUGCCAUGCACUGAAGGACUACCUCCUGAGGGGGGCACCUUCAGAUAUCCGCGAGGAGCUGGAGAAGCAGCUGUACUCCUGCCUUGCCCUCAAGGGCUCCACCGAACAGAUGGAGAUGGAACACUCCCUCAUUCUGAACAACCUGAAAACCCUGCUGUGGAAAAAGAUCUCACACACAAAGGACUCUUAAUGAAGAUGACUGCAAUGGCAGUUUGUUUACCCCGACCCAGCUUCACCCCUUCCCUUUUAGGAAACAGUGGGAGAAGAAAAAUAAGAGCACUGGGGAUGGAGGUGUGCUUCAGCAUCUCUUCUCUUGAUUAGUUUGUGUACUGUGUACAUUUCAUUGCUAGGAAUUUCACUUUUUAAGUGAUUUCACUUGUUAUUUGUACCAAUUUCUUUUAUUGUGCCAUACAAAUUGAUCUUUUGGUGAGCUGACUUGAUUUGGAGUGGGGGAUACCUUCAGUUUUACUGUUAACAGAAAGAUGUUCUUAAAGUCACUAGGCCACAGUUGGAUGUUUACCACUUCUGCAGAAAGUUCAUUGGUAAAUUAUACAAUUGUGGGUACUGCUAUUGCCUCAUUUGUUAACCUCCAUUUUCUUCACUGUACUUGUCAGUGCAUUUGUCUAUAAACCACAUUGUGCUAAAAGCCCCCGCUGCUGUUAGAGAAUGA
Messenger RNA from Megalops cyprinoides (Indo-Pacific tarpon), 2038 nucleotides. Its product is annotated as divergent protein kinase domain 1A-like. The coding region runs from base 272 to 1558 and encodes 428 amino acids. The transcript has 6 exons. The record is from RefSeq and is a predicted model, not a curated record. Lineage: Eukaryota; Metazoa; Chordata; Actinopteri; Elopiformes; Megalopidae.